CUUCCCUUCGGAACAUCCACAAAUGGAGCUUUCAAUUUCCUCUCGCCUCCUCCACAAUUCCUCCUCUAACGCCGCCGCAAUCACGCUACUAAAAUCCAAGCCCAGUGUUCAUCAUAGACAUACUUCAAUCCCUCUUCUUCCUCUCCAACACUCACUCUCCCCUCUCACUUUGAAACAAAUGAAUAACAACAAUUCCCAAUCAACGCUUUCUUGUUCCUCUUUUCCCCAGAGAAACACCUCUCCUGCUCCAAAUUCCGCUUCAAUUGUCUCAGGUCGUAUUGGAGAAGUGGAAAGGGUAACGAAAGAGACGAAUGUGUGGGUUAAGAUAAACUUGGAUGGAACUGGAGUUGCUAAUUCUACUACAAGUAUUCCCUUUCUUGAUCAUAUGCUGGAUCAAUUAGCCUCUCAUGGGCUGUUCGACGUGCACGUCAAGGCUACCGGAGACAUUCACAUUGAUGAUCAUCACACCAAUGAAGAUGUUGCCCUUGCUCUUGGAACGGCAUUGCUUCAGUCACUUGGUGACCGCAAAGGGAUUAACCGGUUUGGUGAUUUUUCAGCUCCUCUCGAUGAGGCAUUAGUGCAUGUUUCACUGGAUUUAUCUGGCCGACCGCAUUUAAGUUAUGAUUUAAACUUUCCUACGGCAAGAGUCGGGACAUAUGACACUCAGUUGGUGGAGCAUUUUUUCCAGUCUUUGGUCAAUACUUCUGGCAUGACACUACACAUACGGCAGCUUGCUGGAAAAAAUUCACAUCAUAUUAUUGAGGCAACCUUUAAGGCUUUCGCUAGGGCCCUUAGGCAGGCAACGGAGUACGAUCCACGUCGCCUUGGGACUAUACCAAGCUCAAAAGGGGUUCUAUCAAGAUCUUGAUGUUUAUUUUAAGUUUGGAAGCUUUGGGCAUUUGAGGCUCACAAGCUAUAUAUUACUUGGACUUGGGAUAUCGACACGAGUAUGGUUAUAUUUUCUGAGAUUUUACGAGCAUAUAGAGGAUCAUUGAAGGUCAUAUCCUCGUAUUCAUGUGUCAGACACGUGUCAAACAUGGUUACUU
Hibiscus syriacus is the source of this 1046-nucleotide messenger RNA. RefSeq names its product imidazoleglycerol-phosphate dehydratase 1, chloroplastic-like. The transcript has 8 exons. Lineage: Eukaryota; Viridiplantae; Streptophyta; Magnoliopsida; Malvales; Malvaceae. Gene Ontology annotation, biological process: L-histidine biosynthetic process. Bases 23 to 868 code for a protein of 281 amino acids. The record is from RefSeq and is a predicted model, not a curated record. Gene Ontology annotation, molecular function: imidazoleglycerol-phosphate dehydratase activity.